Populus nigra (black poplar) is the source of this 1908-nucleotide messenger RNA. RefSeq names its product probable inactive heme oxygenase 2, chloroplastic. Gene Ontology annotation, molecular function: heme oxygenase (decyclizing) activity. Gene Ontology annotation, biological process: heme oxidation; phytochromobilin biosynthetic process. NCBI's taxonomy places the organism in Eukaryota, Viridiplantae, Streptophyta, Magnoliopsida, Malpighiales, Salicaceae. Bases 50 to 1006 code for a protein of 318 amino acids. The transcript has 4 exons. The record is from RefSeq and is a predicted model, not a curated record.
UUUUAGCACUAGCACAAAGGGGAGGGGAGGCGAGGUUUAAGGUUUAACCAUGGCCUUGUUAUCCUUGACAGCGUCGUGUAAACCACCAUCAAUGGAGCCUCUUGUCCAUUCUUCUUCUUUGAUUUCAUUACUAUUUCCAUCUCAGUUAAAGUUCCCAAACCUAAUAAAAAACAAGAACCACAAGAUAAUAACGUGUUGCUCCAAUUCAAAUUCUUCUUUGCCAACAACAGCAACACCAAGUGUGGGCCCGCCCGUGAUGAAGAAGAGAAAAAGGUAUAGGAAGCCAUAUCCAGGAGAGAACAAAGGGAUUACUGAAGAGAUGAGAUUUGUUGCCAUGAAGCUCCGUAAUAUCAAAGGCAAACACACCCACAAGACUGUUAAGAGUGAUGAUGAUGAUGACAGCUGCCAAGAUUCAGAAAACGAUAGCGUAUCUGAGAAAGAAGAAGAGGGAAAUGGUGAUGGUGAUGGUGAUGAUGAUAUUUGGAUUCCCAGUAUGGAAGGGUUUGUUAAGUAUCUAGUUGACAGCAAGCUUGUUUUCGACACUCUUGAGCGGAUUGUUGAUAAAUCUGAUGAUGUUUCUUAUACCUAUUUUAGAAAAACUGGGUUGGAAAGAUCUGAGGGUCUUGCAAAGGACCUCGAGUGGUUUAGUCAACGGAAUAUAGAGAUUCCUGAGCCUAGUACUCCAGGAACUUCUUAUGUCAAGUAUUUGGAGGAGCUUGCAGAGGAUAAUGCCCCACUCUUCCUUUCCCAUUUCUACAACAUAUAUUUCUCACAUAUUGCAGGCGGUCAGGUGAUAUCUAGAAAGGUUUCUGACAAGCUACUGCAAGGAAGAGAGCUGGAGUUCUACAGAUGGGAUGGAGAUGCCCAGGAAUUGUUAAAGGGUGUGCGUGAGAAGCUCAACAUGCUUGGAGAGCACUGGACACGAGACGAGAAAAAUAAAUGCUUAAAGGAAGCGGCAAAGUCAUUCAGAUAUUUGGGGCAGAUAGUCCGGCUGAUCAUCUUGUAAUGCAGCUUUGAAGGCAUGUUUAUGGUAAGGUGGUACCUUUUUUUUCAUUUUUCUUCUUGAUUAAUCCGAUGCUUCCCUUUUCCUCAUAGUUGCUUGUGUACUUGUGGUAUAACUGCCUUUGAAUCAGUUCAUUCCACCUAUUCAUUUAAUUUUGAAAUGUGAAAACUUAUUCCAUCUUCUAAAACAUGUUUUAAUAUUAAAUGAUCAUCCCUGAACAGGCAUGUCUGAAACCAGCACACCUACUAUCUUGUUUUUAUUUCUCUAGACAGGAAUUUUGUUUUGUCUAGUUUAAUCUGAGUUUCAUGUUUUGUUUCCCCUUCUCUUUGAUUCUCAUCAGUUGUGAAUGCCUGCUUUUCUUAUGGUUGUUGCCAAAUACCAUUGUUUCUGUUGUGGACCAACUCAAUGUUUAUCCCUAAGGUGGUCAACUUACAGAAACAAGAUUCACGUCAUUGAGUAAAAGGAGAAGCUUUGUUUUUGCACAUGCAACAGCAUUAGUAUUUGCUUAUGAUGGAAUUGUUUUAUCAAAAGGACACACAGCAUGGAUAGCAACGUUUUCAUGGAGUAUUUGUACGCUAUGGAUAGUGGCAGUUAGGGCUUUGCAUUCAGCCCAUGGUAAAUUGUUUUGGGAAAAGGCGCAGAUGGUUACGAUUGCAUAGGGUUGAUUGUGUUAUAUUACUUCAAAUGCAUGUGAGCUUCUGGAGGUUAAAGUUAUGGGGUGUGUAUAUUACAAUUAAGCAAUAGGAGGAUGAAUUUUAGCAACUUUGUUUGAUAUUCUUGUUCUUGUGUGUCUUGGUCGGCAGUUUGGUUUGCAUCUCUUGCUUGUCUCUACAGCUCUAUUUGAUCUUCAUCGGCUUAGGCAUCUGGAAAUCAGGUUUCUUAAUAAGACCAUUUUUUUUCUUUUA